Messenger RNA from Nothoprocta perdicaria, 2103 nucleotides. It is a transcript of the gene ZCCHC10, whose product is annotated as zinc finger CCHC-type containing 10. The record is from RefSeq and is a predicted model, not a curated record. The transcript is spliced from 4 exons. NCBI's taxonomy places the organism in Eukaryota, Metazoa, Chordata, Aves, Tinamiformes, Tinamidae. The coding region runs from base 27 to 539 and encodes 170 amino acids. Gene Ontology annotation, molecular function: nucleic acid binding; zinc ion binding.
CCUCGCCUCCCGCCCGCGCCGCUAAGAUGGCGACUCCCAUGCACCGCCUCAUCGCGCGGAGACAGGCGGAGGCAAACAAGCAGCAUGUAAGRUGUCAAAAAUGUUUAGAGUUUGGCCACUGGACGUAUGAAUGUACAGGGAAGAGGAAAUACCUGCACAGACCUUCGAGGACAGCUCAAUUAGCGAAAGCUCUUAAAGAGAAAGAAAAGCAACUAUUGCUGCAACAAAGCACUGGAGAAAGUACUGCAGAAAGAAAAACCAACAAAAAAAGAUCUAAAAGUGUGACAAGUUCCAGCAGCAGCAGCAGUGCCAGUUCAGCUAGUGAUUCUUCAUCUGACAGUGAAGAUUCCUCUACCUCCUCUUCUGAUGAAGACAGCGACAGUGAUGAGAGCUCCUCCACUGCCUCCUCUUCUUCCUCUUCAAGUAGUACUUCCUCUUCGUCAGAGUUCGAAUCAGAUUCUAGUUCCUCCAGCAGUAGCAGCAGCAGCACAGACAGUAGCUCUGAUGAUGAGCCACCAAAGAAGAAGAAAAAGAAGUAGUUGGGUAAAGUGUAGAACUGAUAUUGGUGAACGAAAACAUUCUUCAAAGGUGUUUUGAACACGUUAUUGCCAAAUGGUUUAACUGAUCAACAUUUCUACGGCUAAAACUUUGUAAGUGUUUUGCAUAGUUGUUCAUAUGACARAAAAGGUAUUAAAUGGCAUAUGAGACUUACUGAAAGAGUAUUUUUGUGGUUAAUCCUUUUAUGGAAAAUUUUACUUUUUUAGUUAAAAAUCUAUCAUCAGAUUUGUUUAUAUGAGCUAAGAUCCAGUAACCCCAAUGUUUACAUGAUGGAAAGCAAAAGCUUUUUGUUGCAGAUCAUGCUGUGCAUCAUAUACUAUUAUUCUGUUUUGGCAGCUUCACUUACAUUUAGAAAAUCCUCUAAACUGUUUAGACGCAAAAGUUUUACGCUGCUGGCUGCAGAGCACUGUCAUUGUUUGUUAAAAUUGAAUGCUCAAUGUUGCACACAAGGGACUUCCAUCUCACUGUUAACAAAUGUAUUGUUUGCUGCUGAGCUGCUUUUUUUUUUUUUCUGAUGGCUUUUCCUGAUGCUUCCAGGUUAAGUCUUAAUCACAAUAUAAAACUUUUAAUAGUGCUCAUUUGUUAACGAUCAAUAUACUACUUGUCCUGUGCAAAGGCUUUAGUCUUUUCAACUUCACCUGUAUCCUUAGCUUGUGUAUUUGUAAUACUCUGAGACAAGGAAAGUCUCUUGCAGCAGCCUCUGUGUGAGAAGGAGGAGCAAUGCACAGUGGAGCAAGUGUGACUGAUGCUGCUUAGGAGUUUCAUCUUUGUGCCUUUUUUGUAAAUUAAAUGUAUCCUAGUGAGAGAAGGGCUUGAGUGGUGUCUUUCAAAACUCCGUUAGCUUUCUGUACAGAAUAUGGUCGAUAAAACUAGAGACAUAGUAGGAACAUGCAAAAACGGGCACUAUUUUCACAGAGAGAGGAGAGAGGGGCUAUUUUCACUGGAUGUCCUGUAAGAAAAGGAGUCGCCUUUAGAGUUCCUGAAGGAAGGUAUUUCUCUUGAUAUUUUUGCAAAAAAAAAGCUGUUGUGUAAUACAAGAUUAUCAAACCAUGAUGUUGGAUACAUGGUGACUGACCUUAUAGUCUGCAGUAUUAUCGGUCUGUUAUUUUUAUGUGGUAAAGUGUGCACGUGUCUGUGAAAAUCUGGCAUGAGAGAGCAAGUUAGUGCAAAAAAAAUCCAAACAUAACUGCGGAACACUUAUUGCUGGUUGCAAAAUGAAACUAAUUUACUCUUGUGGUGGAUUUAAGCAGUUGGCAUUAGUAUUUUAAUUAGUGAUGCAGUCUCCUGAAUUUCUUAGUGUUGGCGUUCCCUUUUUUUGGGAGGGGGCAUCACAUAUGGAAGAAAUCUUAAAUAUCCUGGUUUAUGUAAAAUAUAGUAACUAUUUUUAUAUUUUUAUGGGAAAAAAGUAGCGUGUAGAAUUACUUUUGAAUAAACUGUGCUUAUAUUUAAAUGUUUGAAAAUAUGUACGUUGUAUGUUUUAGUCUGUAAUCAUUACUGUGUCUUACAGAACACUGCAGACUGUAAAUAAAAUUACCAGGAAAUUGU